Caenorhabditis remanei is the source of this 252-nucleotide messenger RNA. RefSeq lists its product as uncharacterized. The coding region runs from base 1 to 252 and encodes 83 amino acids. Lineage: Eukaryota; Metazoa; Nematoda; Chromadorea; Rhabditida; Rhabditidae. The transcript has 2 exons. The record is from RefSeq and is a predicted model, not a curated record.
AUGCCAAAGCAAGAUUUCAACCCACUCGACUACACCGGACCAAUUGUCGUUGGAGCCAUCUUUUGUGUUACACUCUUUCUGAUCUCAUUCUUCGUGAUCAACUUCUUCUGUAUCACCAAAUACGACGAUAUCACCAAGUUUGAAUUGAUGGGUGGUAAAUACGGUUGGCGUCUUGGGCCACAUCCACUUGUCAUUGUCAAGAAAGGAGGAUUUGUUGCUGAGGAAGACGUCGACGAUGCUGAGAGUGUCUAA